ACCAGAAUAAAGAGGAAGAGAGAGGCGAUGGAAAUUGUAUGGCAAACUCCGGCGAACCCACCGGAGCGCCACGAUUAUAUCUUCCGAAACGGUAUACGCUAUGUGAGACCCUACUACUUCGAGUUCAUUUGUCAUGUGAAGAAUCGGUGGGCGGGGAAGACCAUUGUUGAUAUGUUCGCUGAAGAAUUUAAAGGCCGACCUCGUGAUUACUAUGUUUCGGCUGUUAAAUGUGGGCGGAUACAAGUUGAUGGACAGAAAGUGCAUGUUUCAUACAUAGUUCAGCCAUCGCAAAAAAUAAGCCAUUUCUUGCACAGGCAUGAACCACCUGUGAUGGCGCGGGAUGUCGCUGUUCUCCAUGAAGAAGCAGAUGUGCUAACUGUAUGUAAGCCUGCUUCUGUUCCGGUGCAUCCAUGUGGACAAUAUCGUAAGAACACAGUUGUUGGCAUCCUUCAGGCGGAGCAUGGCUUGGCACCUUUAUUUCUUCAUAGACUAGAUCGCUUGGUCUCAGGACUUCUUAUAUUGGCUAGAAGUGCUUCUAAGGCGGACCUUUUUAGGCAACAGAUUGAAUCAGGGAUGGUGCAGAAACAGUAUAUUGCUAAGGUCAUUGGCAUAUUUCCUGAGGAUGAGCAAGUUGUGCAUGCAAAUGUAAAUUACAACGCUAGAGAAGGGAGGAGCACAGUGGAGGUGGGGGAGGUUUGCAAGAACAGCAAUACUCUGCUGAAGGGAAAGGCUGCUUGUACAAAAUUUACAAGAAUUUGUACGGAUGGGACUCAUAGUGUCGUUUUAUGCAAACCAAUCACCGGAAGGACACAUCAAAUACGUGUCCAUCUGCAAUAUGCGGGUCAUCCCAUAGCCAACGACAUGCUCUACCUCUCCGAAUUUGUUUCUGAUCGUUCUACUGAAGGAAUGAGUGCUGAUAGAGCUGCAGCUAAUUUUGGCCCCUCUCGAAAAUCCAAUUCUCAUAGAGAUUGUAUUGAUGAAUCUGCAGGGAAGUCCAGUGAAGAUUUCAGCUUUGAUCCUAUGUGUACUAAUUGUCCAGAUUUGGCUCCCAAAGGGUAAGCAAUUUUUCUCAGUGUGAUUUCUUGUGGAAUAUAGAAAUCAGUUCUGAGUUGGAUAUUUUCUAGCCUUCCAGGUUUCUGUGCAAUGGAAUAGAGUGUGUACUCAUUCUUUGUUGUUAAUAAUGUAUAUGAUAAAACAUCACAAAAUAAACUUAAGCUUCAAUGCUAUUGGUAAUCCAGAUGAUAUUAGUGAAAAAUAAUGUUUUCC
Molecule: messenger RNA, 1266 nt
Organism: Ilex paraguariensis (yerba mate)
Lineage: Eukaryota; Viridiplantae; Streptophyta; Magnoliopsida; Aquifoliales; Aquifoliaceae
Source: the annotation of a GenBank genome assembly